AUGGCAUCAUCCACCCGCAAGCGAAAGAAACCAAACUCAUCACACCCAUCAAGCCCCUCACCCUCUCGCAGCCAAUCACAACAGCGUAAUACUACUUCUACCCAGGAAGAUCAAUCUGAUCAAACCAAAGGUGAAGACAAUGAUCAGCCGACAUCUACAGCACCGAUUGAAACAACUGACGAGGAGGAGUUAAAGAAGGCCCAAAAAGUUGCUGCCGCCGCCCAGAGUCCCUGCUACGCAUUCUAUAUGACCCCUGAACUCUCAACGCAGCGUGAUAAGAAAAACCUAUUCAUGAUUGCUUAUCCGUGCAAAAUGUGUGGGAUCAAGAUCAACCGCCCAACCUCCGACUCCUCUUGCGGCAACCUGAACAAGCACCGUGCGGGAUGCAUCCGGAAACAAAACCAACAAACCGAUCGAUCCGUUAAAAUGGUGGAUCCAACAAAAGCGAGCUGGAAACACCCACGGAGGCCUGGUAAAUAUGGCUCUGGAUGUCCAUAG
Molecule: messenger RNA, 498 nt
Organism: Puccinia graminis f. sp. tritici CRL 75-36-700-3
Lineage: Eukaryota; Fungi; Basidiomycota; Pucciniomycetes; Pucciniales; Pucciniaceae
Exons: 3
Coding region: 1-498 (165 amino acids)
Source: RefSeq, a predicted model, not a curated record